GGCCUCCUCACCAGUCGCCACCCCGUCGUGCAUCGCCAUUCAGCUCCAUCCGCGCGCCCUGCUCUCGUUGCGUCGUCGAGGUCGGCACGUAGGCUUAAUUAGUUGGGUGGCAGAGCGCGCGCGCGGCCGGCCAUGACGAUGUUGGGGCAGGCCCAGGCGCAGCCGGCGGCGGCGUUCGGGGACACGACGCUGACCAAGGUGUUCGUGGGCGGGCUGGCGUGGGAGACGCACAAGGACACCCUCCGCGAGCACUUCGAGCGCUUCGGCGACAUCCUCGAGGCCGUCAUCAUCUCCGACAAGCUCACCGGCCGCUCCAAGGGCUACGGCUUCGUGACGUUCAAGGAGGCAGACGCGGCCAAGAAGGCGUGCGAGGACGGCACGCCGGUCAUCAACGGCCGCCGCGCCAACUGCAACCUCGCUUCCCUCGGCGCCAAGCCGCGGCCCCAGCCGCCGCACCUCCUCCGCCCCUCGCCGCCGACCACCCCGGCGCCGCACCACAUGCCCGCGCUCCCGUCCCCUCACCACCAGCCCGCGCCAGCCAUCGCGGUGGGGUCCAGGGGCGUGUCGCCGGUGCCGUGGUACUACCACCCUUCCACGACGCCGCCGCCGCCGCCGCAGGCCGCGCACUACGGCCACGGCGCUCACCAGCAGUACCACGGCGUUCUCCCGUUCUACCCCGCCGCCGCCAACUACGGCUACUCCCCAAACUACGUCACUGACCUGAGCUACAACGCGCAGAAGCUGGGCCAGGCGGCGGCGACGGCGCCUGGCGCGGGCGGGUCCUACAUGCAGCCGCAGGGGCACUUCUCGUACCCGGCGGCGGCGGCGCAUGGAGGCAUGCUCGCGCCCAACGGCAUGAUGCCCGUGUACCCCUACUACCACUACCACUACCACGGCUCGCAGGGGCUGGGCGUCCCGGCCGCGCACUUCUUCCCGCCGGUCUCCGCCGCCGUGCCCACCGUGCCCGCCAUCAUCUCAAAGCCCACAGUCAUGGUGCCCCCCAAAGUGGAGCAGGUGGCUGGGUGCAGCUGAAGGCACGGUGACGGUGCGAGGAGUUAAAAGGAGGCCAACCAAAAGGUGCUCGCCCGAGAUCUGUCUGUCUGAUUAUAACAAGCUGCUGCACAACAAGAAGAAGAAGCGCUCGUCCACGUUCAAUUCGUUCAAUUCCCUCUAACUCCGUGCGCCCAUGGGGUGGGCGCACGGCCCAGCAAAGUCUGUAACAAAGAUUAUUCCGUCUCUCUCUCUCUCUCGUUUACCAACGUAUUUUCAGUGGUAAACCCUUUUACCAAGUCGUCUGUAGUCCCAUCGCUGCAAGGGGCAGCGAACCUGAAUAAAAUCGUCGUAAUCUUCGGUCA
Molecule: messenger RNA, 1355 nt
Organism: Aegilops tauschii subsp. strangulata
Lineage: Eukaryota; Viridiplantae; Streptophyta; Magnoliopsida; Poales; Poaceae
Product: probable RNA-binding protein ARP1
Molecular function (GO): RNA binding
Source: RefSeq, a predicted model, not a curated record